Messenger RNA from Verruconis gallopava, 867 nucleotides. RefSeq lists its product as uncharacterized. The coding region runs from base 1 to 867 and encodes 288 amino acids. NCBI's taxonomy places the organism in Eukaryota, Fungi, Ascomycota, Dothideomycetes, Venturiales, Sympoventuriaceae. The record is from RefSeq and is a predicted model, not a curated record. The transcript is spliced from 5 exons.
AUGGUUCAAAUAUAUGAAUACUGGACCGCAAAGAAGGUGGACAAUAAAGUUCCGGUAGAUGCAAGUAAACUCAAGAGUCGCAGCGUAGUUGUUACCGGAGGAAGUAGUGGUCUCGGGGCUGGGUAUGUCCAGGGUUUUCUGGACGCGGGUGCAUAUGUCACAAAUUUGGAUCUGAAGCCAAACCAAGCCCACGAGGGAAAUCCGAAUUACCAAUAUUGCCAUGCUGACAUGACCAAUUGGGAUCAACAGCUCCAAGGCUUCAAGGCUGCCUUCGCCAACUCUCCAAGCAAAUCUAUCGACAUUGUCGUAGCCAAUGCUGGAAUUGCUAUCCAUGAUGAUCUGUUUCAACUCGAUGAUGCUGAAGAACCAACUAAGCCAGAGCUUAAGAUAAUCCAGGUGAAUACCAUUGGUGUAGCAUACACGGUGAAGCUCGCACGCCACUACUUUAACAAGGGUGACCAAUCUCGCGACAAGGUCUUGAUCCUCAAGGCCAGUCUCGCAGGCUACCUAGACCUUCCUGGAGCGACACAGUACAAUGCAUCGAAGUAUAGCGUGCGGGGUAUGCUUUGUAACUUACGAAAGUCGGAUCUCGCCCGCUGUAAUUUGCUGGCACCAUGGGCUAUUCCGACGCCAAUUAUUCCAGAUGAAGUUAAACCAAUCAUGGAAGCCAACAUGAAGAGUCGGGGAUCUGACUGGGCGCACCUUGAGGAUGCCGUCAAGGCGUGCCUUCGCUUGGCUGCUGACGAUAGCAUAAACGGCCGUGCUUUAGGUAUCGUUCCACGUUAUGUGGACAAAGAAGGCUACAUCGACGUUGCGCUUGACGAUCUGGAUCGAGAUGAUCUGAAGUGGAUGUAUCUUAAAGGUUAG